AUGUGUUUACCUAGAAUUGUUGUUUUAUGGAUUGUUACACAGUGUUCAGCUUUAGCAAUUGGUUAUUUUAUAACAGCUUCGUUGAUAAGGCGUUCUAAUGGAGAAUUUUUAUGGAAUUUUUUCGAAAAUUGGCUUGAAGAAAAAUUAGAUACUAAUGAAACUGUUGUUAAAAAUAUGGGUGUAAAAAAUAAUUCCGAACAAAUCCAUAGUUUACCUUGGAAAGGUGUAACAAUAUCGGAAUCGGUGGAUAAACUGCUUGAAGAACUGAUUGAACAGCUGAUUGAUAAUUACAUAAAUAGAUGGUACAAAACGAAAAUAAGCGGUGAUGCUGCAUUUAUCAAUGAAAUAAGGUAUCAGAUUCGUUAUGCCGUUGCUAUCUUGUAUUUACGCUUCCAGAAAAUUGAUCUAUCUUCAACAAUUUUGUUUGAGGCUGUACCGCUGGCAGCACUACAUUGUGUAAAAGUUGAACAUUUAAGUGCAACUAUUGACAAAAGUAUGUAUUCAUCACAGCUGAUUGAAACAAAAAUCCUAGAAGCUAUGCCGGAUGUACAUUUUGCUCUCAGUUCACGACAAAAUGAAGUAGAUUAUUUACGCGAAUUAGCUGAUCACUUAAUUGGACUUAUAAUGGAUGAAAAUUGCAUUGCAGGACAUUCCAAUGAUAGCGAUUCACCUUCUCGUAACAUUCUUGCUAAUCAUUCGCGUCCAUGGGCAAGUCAUAUAUGUCGUCAUUUUUUGCGAGAACUGUUUGUUUUUUCAUUUUUCUUACCUGUUAUGGAUUUGAUAGCUGAUCCAGAUAUCAUUAAUCGAGUACUGAUAUUUCUAUUUAAUUCAGAUGUUCUCAACUUUCCUCAAAUAUCUCAGGAUAGCAGACAAGUUGAAAUCUUACAUGGACUUACAGAUUACUCCUUAAACGACACUCCUGACUCAUUGCUUCAACUAAAACUUAGUGAUAUGCUUCGAGAUGCUGGACAAUUGAUGAUGUUCAGAGCAUAUUUAGAUGAUAUUCAUGCACCUCUAAAUGAGCUUGAUUUUUUAGUUUAUGCAGGUGAUGCACAUGGAAGAAUGCUUAAUGUUCAGAAUGAUCAUGCUGCAAUGAGUGAGCUGCAGUACGAUAUUUGGGAACUUUUUAUUAAAUAUAUUCACGAAGGUGCUCCAGAUAGGGUUAAUCUUCCUAUUGAGAUUAGCUGUGAAUUUAGUAAAGCAGUAGAAAAGCAUGAUUCUGAGCUGCUUGAUCAAUGUCUAGAAAAGGCUUUUCAAAUUAUAUACCAGCGAAUGCAGCAUGAAUAUGUGAUACCGUUUUGUCAGUCAGAAUGUUUUUUGGGUAAUUUAUGUGGUCCUCGUCCUGUGGGUAUAGAUGAAUUAAUUGCAUCCAGAGAACAUUCUAAAUCAACUCAUUGUCUUCUGCCAACUGUUGAACCUAACUGUUCUUUAACUCAGUUCAGAAAUCGUUUUUGGCGAAUGAUUUUACCAACAAGUGGAUCGAUAGAUUCAUCAUUUGAUCAUUUAAAUGAUAUUGCAUUAAACGAGGUAAAUGGCGGGAUUGUACCUGCUGAUGAUAUCACACAAUGUUUGAGUUAUGAUUCACCAAGUGAUGACACAGCUAUGCCAUCUUUUGAGUUUGUCUUGAAUAAUAGAAAGAUGAAAACUACCGAAGUGCAGGAUGAUCAGCUUAUCUCAAAUGUGUCCGACGAAGAGUUUGUUGAGCAGCAGAUGAAUUCGAAUAAUUCAUUUGAGAUACCAAUGUUUGAUCCGGAACGUGAUAUGAGCAAAUGGAAUGUAACAAUCCCAUGUGUUGAACCACGACGAGAUCCUGUUGGCGGUCAUACAAUGUACGUCUAUGUCAUUUCGGUUGAACGAUUUGAUUUAAACGAUGACAUUGAUCAGACAUCGUUAUCAGCAACUGUAGCACCACAAAAAUGGUCUCUGAUUCGCCACUACAAUGAAUUUUACAUUCUGGAAUCAAAACUGGUAGAAUUUCAUGGAAAUACGAUAAAAACGGAAUCACUACCACCACGACGAUUUUUCAAUUGUAAAAGUCGUGUUUAUGUGGAAUCACGACGUGAAAUUUUCGAACGUUUCAUUCAAUUACUCGCCAAACAGCGAGCAUUGAAACAAUCAGAUUUGCUGUUUGUUUUUCUUAGUACUGAGCAACGAUUAAAAGAUUCAACACAAAUUUCCGACCUCUAUCCAUGGAAUAUGGUGAAAAAAGUGCCAAGUAAAUUUGCUCGUGAAAGAGGUCAGAAUCUGAAACCAUUUAUUUUAUCUCUACUAGCGACAACGGAAUUUUUAGAAGCUUUUGCGAUGCCAUACUUUUUAUUUUUCCUCAUCCAAUGUGGAUUAUUAUUACUAUUCGACAUUUAA
Molecule: messenger RNA, 2361 nt
Organism: Brugia pahangi
Lineage: Eukaryota; Metazoa; Nematoda; Chromadorea; Rhabditida; Onchocercidae
Source: the annotation of a GenBank genome assembly